UUCUCUCUCUCUCUCUCUCUCUCUCUCUCUCUCUCUCCCCCCCGUUACAGAGAUUCCUUUCCUCUCUCUCUUCAAUUUGUUGGUCAACUCGGCCCGAUCCGGUUCGCUCGCUCUUCUUCUCUCAACAUUGCUUCUUUUCUCACUUGGUUCUUUCCCCGCUACUUCGUUUUCUGCUCAUUUUCCUUCAAUUCCCUUCACGACUUCGCUUUGCUGGGAUUUCUACCUGAUUCUGUAUCUGGGUUCGAGUUAUUUUGCGCGUUUGUUAGCGGAGUUGUGGUGUUCGAGCAUUCGUUGGAGCCCCACUUGGGUUUUGGGAACUGGGGUCUCUUCUUUUUGGGGUUCGAAGUUCUGGGGGUUUUGGUAGCUUGGUUUUCUCUUGUUUUUGUUACUUGGGGUUUGUAGUUCUCGGGGUUUCUGUGUGGAAUUUGGUUGGAGGUGCCUAAUUUGUGUGUUUAGGGGUGGAAUUUGGGGGUUUUUUUGGUGGGUUGGAAUUAGGGUUUUUGUUGUGAAUUAUACCAAUUGGGUUGGGUUUGAUUUGUCUGAUUGUUUAUGGUGUUCUUGGUGCUCGUGGAAAUGGUUUUGGUGUCCAUGUGUGUCUGAGAGAUAUCUUGUUGGCUUAGAAUUUGGGUUAUUUGGAGAUUUUCAUGGUUUCAUAGGUGAAGUGAAAAAUGUUCUAUUCUCAAUUCAUAUUGGCCAAGAAAGGGCCGCUUGGGACAAUAUGGAUAGCGGCUCAUUUGGAGAGGAAGCUGCGGAAGAAUCAAGUGGCGGACACUGAUAUCGGGGUCUCUGUUGAUUCGAUUCUUUUCCCCGACGUGCCAAUUGCACUGCGAUUGUCCAGCCAUCUUCUCCUUGGGGUGGUGAGGAUAUAUUCUAGAAAGGUGGGUUACCUAUUUGACGAUUGUAGUGAAGCUCUGCUUAAGAUAAAGCAAGCAUUCCGUUCUACUGCUGUCGAUUUACCACCUGAAGAAUCUACUGCUCCAUAUCAUUCUAUCACUUUGCCCGAAACUUUUGAUCUCGAUGAUUUUGAGCUUCCGGACAACGAACUUUAUCAGGGUAAUUAUGUUGAUCAUCACGUUAGUUCUCGGGAGCAAAUCACCCUUCAAGAUACUAUGGAGGGUGUAGUCUACACCACUUCUCAAUUUGGCUUGGAUGAACGUUUCGGUGACGGAGAUGCUUCACAAAUUGGUUUAGAUCUCGACGAGGAACUCUUUGCGGAGAAGAUCACCGUUAAGGAACACGAUGAGAUCUUAGAUAAUGAUGUUCGGGCACCUUCUCAAUCAACUGUCUUGAAAGACACAGAUGCGAAUAUGGAGGAAAUCCUAGAAACCUUUGAAACAGUGCAGGAUCCAGCAUCUACCACGAGACGAGUGGAUGAAUGCAACUUGUCUAGCGUACGGGAUAGUGAUGGUUCUUUGAAAGUGGAAGAUCAUAGUACAGAUCUGGAAGCUGUCGGAAUUGAAAAUAAUGAAUCCAGGAAGUCGAAUAUUUACGGUGGUACUACUGAUGUUUUAGGUUGGUCUUCCCAUAAUGAUUUGGAUUAUGAGACUACAAGAAUCAUGCAUCCUGAAGAGAAUGGCCAUCUUUCUAAUGACCCAAAACUUGAACAGUUUUCGUUGCCAUCGGAAAAGACGAAAGGAGAUGCAUUGGGUGGCCCAAUCACAGGAGAAGAAAUGAACAAUGGAGUUGUAAUAAACAAUGAGCCUGAAAUGACCUUUCUUGAUCACGUUGAUGCAGAAUAUGACUGUAGCCGAUCUUCGUUAGAUGCAACUGCUGUGUCUCCUAGUUGCUCCGGUGUCACCCCUGAUUUGGAGGACUUUGGCCAUAAAGCUCGUUCGGAUGGCACGUAUGCAUUAGCAUCAGAGGGUCAACUAUCCUUAAAACCCAUGGACAACUUGGUUGAAGUGCUCUCUCCUAGAAAAGUUGCCCUGGAUUCAACGUACCAAGAGGAAUCUCCCGGGAGACCUGAGGUUAUUGAUGCUGAAUCUAAGGAAUUUCUGGAACCGAAGGACACCGAGACUCAAAAUUCUUUCAAUGGUGAAGAAAUUACAUCCAUGGAGAAGCCUGUGCUUCAGGCAUGCAAUUCCCAUGGAAUCGAACGCGAUAGGUCAUCUCUUGAAGGCGAAAGCUACCAGGCAACUGAUGCUGUGACGCAAAAUUUGGAAAUAAGCGAGAAAGGCGGUACAGAAGUUUCUGAAGAUGGACUGGCUAGUUGCAGGGGUCCGAACAAACCUUUUGGUUCUGCAUUGUCUAAUGAUAUUUGCACAGAGAUUUCGAAUAGGUCUCCGACCUCAGACUUCCCUGCACCGGAGAAGUUGCUUUCUGUACCAGAGGGCCUUACCGAAACACACGGUGACGACUUACCGUUGUAUUCUUCACUGGACAAAGGAAACUUGGCCGAGGACGACGGUGUUUCUGGAACUAAACUUUUAUCUGGGAAGAAGCGAAGCUUUACUGAAAGUACUUUAACAGCCCAGAGUUUUAACUCAGCCGAGUCGGUUGGGGUGCACCGAUCUAAGAGGGUUACCGAGUCCAUUCCUGAUGAUGAUGAUUUGUUAUCAUCUAUUUUAGUUGGAAGACGAUCUUCGGUUUUGAAAAUGAAACCGUCACCUCCUAUGCAUGAAACAAUAUCCUUGAAACGUUCACGACCUGCACUUCGAGUUGGCACCUCGAAGAAGAAGGUGCUUAUGGAUGACAUGAUGGUUUUGCAUGGAGACACAAUACGUCACCAACUUACUAGCACUGAAGACAUACGACGUGUUCGGAAAAAGGCACCUUGUACUCGUCCGGAAAUUUCGAUGAUUCAGAGACAAUUCUUAGAAGAUGAGAUUUUCAGUGAAUCCAUAUAUUCAGGUAUCUCCAAGGAACUGUCCUCAUUGCAUGCAGAAGCGUUUAACCUUAGUGAAAUCAGGGUUUACGAGAAGGAUCCCGUCGGUGCUUCGACCGAGGCAGGAAACAAUUUCGAGUCUGCUGUUAGGCCAAAUACCACUGAAGAAAGUGCUACAGAAACAAACCCUGAUGCGGUGGUCGACAAAAAUGAUUUCAAAUCUCAGCCUUCUCGGGCUACUAUUCAGAUCGAAACUCAAGAGUUAGCCUUAGAGUGUCCUGAUCUUGAUGUUCAAGACCAGCAGCAAGUGACUUCAACUGAGAAUGCUGGACUGGAACCCGUUGGAGAGCGAGAAAAAAUUGAUUCUGAAGCCGGAAAUAUUGCUGAUGCAGUUGAUAGCUUCGAUAUCAAGGAGUUAGAGUUGCCGUCCUUAGUCAUCGGGGAUAAAUAUGAUGAUCGAAACGCUUCGUUGCAGAUGGAUAUAUCUUGCUUUUCUCCGGAGAAAAUAUUGGAAUCUCAGCCUGGUGUUGAAGAUACUUUUACGGUGGAAUCGGGGAAUGUAGGUCUUGACACUGUCAAUGCUAAUGAUUGCACCGAGAUCAGAGAUAACGUUGACGAUGAAAAACCCGAUCACAAUGUUUCCCUUGUAACUUCACCUCGAGAAAAUGGCGCCAAACCUGCUGAAAGCAUCUUAGAUGUUAAGUUAGGGGAAAUCGAUGCAGAUGGAGUAAAUACAGCAGAUUUCGUUUGUGGUGAGAAGGAUGGAGCUUCUCUUUGUUUAAUUGAUGGAGCUCAGAUGGAUUCUCAAUAUUCACCAGGAUUCGAUAUGGAUUUUAAAAGUACCUCCUUCAAUGAAGUUGUGAAUCCGAGCUAUCCCGAAGAAGCUGAUUUGCUCGAUAUUGUGGACACUGAAAUGACUGUCCUCGAUCAUCCAAUAGCCGAAGAUCGUGGUGACUUCGAGGAUGCCACGGUGGCCAAUGAUAUAGAAUUUUUGAACGCAGAUGACGACGAUGAAGAAGAUGAGGACAACGAGCAAUUUGCAGCUGAUCCUAGCUUUCUCGAAAACAGUGGAUGGUCGUCCCGCACCAGGGCUGUGGCUAGAUAUCUUCAAAAUCUCUUUGAUAGGGACUCUGUACAUGGGAGAAAGGUCCUUCACAUGGAUAACUUACUCGUUAACAAAACUCGGAAGGAAGCAUCGAGAAUGUUUUUCGAGACACUGGUUCUGAAGACAAAGGAUUACCUCCAUGUAGAACAGGAGAGACCCUUUGACAACAUUAGUCUAAAGCCAAGAAUAAAUCUCAUGAAAUCAAGUUUCUGAUUUACUUUAGGAAAAUGCAGAGAUACACAGCUGGGGAAAAAAACCACAAAAAAAAAAACCAAAAAACAAAAUGGCUCCGGUAGAUGUUAGUUCAACGAUGCACCUCUCGGGAUGUCGAUAGCUCUCUCCGUCAUCAAAAACUCCCCUUCCCAACAAAAUAACCUUUUGUUUUUCCUUUCUUCUUUUUCUUAUUAUUAUUAUUUAUAUAUUGCUUUGUUUAAGCUAGACGUUUAUGUAAGUGAGUCAGUGAGUCGGGUCAGGUCGAGUCGAGUCAAGUGGGCAUAUCGUAUAUUAAUGUGUUUAUGAUACCCAACUUUUGUAUUAUGACAGAUACUCUCAUGUAUAUAUUAUCUGUAAAAAUAGUCUUUGCUAUUGAAGAUCUUCUGAUUUA
This is a messenger RNA of Cucurbita moschata (crookneck pumpkin), 4533 nucleotides long. Its product is annotated as sister chromatid cohesion 1 protein 4-like. The transcript has 16 exons. Gene Ontology annotation, molecular function: chromatin binding; protein binding. Bases 669 to 4142 code for a protein of 1157 amino acids. Gene Ontology annotation, cellular component: synaptonemal complex; cohesin complex. NCBI's taxonomy places the organism in Eukaryota, Viridiplantae, Streptophyta, Magnoliopsida, Cucurbitales, Cucurbitaceae. Gene Ontology annotation, biological process: synaptonemal complex assembly; replication-born double-strand break repair via sister chromatid exchange; mitotic sister chromatid cohesion. The record is from RefSeq and is a predicted model, not a curated record.